Messenger RNA from Pimephales promelas (fathead minnow), 1622 nucleotides. It is a transcript of the gene il7r, whose product is annotated as interleukin 7 receptor. NCBI's taxonomy places the organism in Eukaryota, Metazoa, Chordata, Actinopteri, Cypriniformes, Leuciscidae. Gene Ontology annotation, biological process: positive regulation of receptor signaling pathway via JAK-STAT; hemopoiesis; cytokine-mediated signaling pathway. Gene Ontology annotation, cellular component: external side of plasma membrane. Gene Ontology annotation, molecular function: cytokine receptor activity. The record is from RefSeq and is a predicted model, not a curated record.
UCACUCUCUCACUCUCUGUCUCUCUACGACUCUGUCUCUCUCUCUUCCUCUCUCAUCUGAAAGUACCACUGAGAGACGAGCUGUGAGCUGUCACUUGUCAGUAAAUGUGUGAGUAAUGAAUACGCGUCGCUUGUGUGAUCUAUGUCUGCACUGCUGGAUGAGAGAUGACGGGUGUUUUACGGAUGCUGUUUGUUGUUUUCUGUCCUUUAAUUCUGUCUGAGAGUGGAGAUGAUGACUGGUCUGAGAAAGAAGUGACCUGCACAUCCACUUUGACCUUAAAACAGAGUAACCUCACCUGUUCGCUAAAUGAUGAACCCAAUGAGGAGGUCAAAUUUGCAACACUCUGCAAAAUAAUGGAAAUAACAACUUGUACAAAUACUACUCCAGGACCACAAGACUUUACUUUUGAGAAUUUGAUUAUACUUAAUAAUUACAAGCUCAAAGUACACACAAGAGAAUGGGUUAUUGAAAAAGACAUCAACCUGAACAAAAUUGUCAAAAUCUCAGCUCCCAGAAUAACGCUUGCCACUUACACGGAAGACACAAAGGAUGUUUCCAUUGGGUUUGAACACAGCCAUGAUUAUGUUACCAAUCCUGAAUUUCAAGUGGAAAUCUGGGGGGACAAACUAGCAAACAAGCCCAUCAGGCAUACUACUGAAUAUAGGAGCUUAAUUAUCCACAGGGACAGAUUUGGUGGAGAUGGUGUUUACUAUACACGUGUCAGAGCAAAACCUAUCGACUAUUUUGGUGGCGACUGGAGUGAAUGGAGUUCGACUGCCAAUUUCACUAUAAAAACAAACAAUACUGACCUUCUAAACGUCACUUCACUAUCAUCACUUCAAAUCACCAUCGGCUUCUCUGUCUCUCUGGUGCUCAUCAUCAGUUUGGGGGCCUUGCUAUGGAGAACGCAUAUAAAAGACUACAUCACACCAAACAUCCCGCACCCGAAGGCAACUCUUGCACAAAUGCACAGGGCAAGAGAGGGUCUUGCUUUCACUUUCAGUCCUGAGAUAUUCAGCGAUGUCUUCAUACACCGUGUGGAUUACGUUGAUGAAAAACCAUCUGCUCUGGAGAUUGAGGACGGUCUGGAUGAAUGCUGCUACAGCCUAACCAGUUCCUUGAGUACAUCGAGUGAAAUGGACAUGAAUGAUGAACCGUUUCUAAGAGAGCAGUCCCACCUGAAAAUAAGAUUGUUAGAUGAAUCAGAUUUGUCAAAAGGAAGAGAAAACAGUGGCCAUCAGGGUGAAACGGCCCCUCAACGAGAAUGCAAAGAUGAAGCCUAUGUCACUAUGUCCAGCCUCUUCAACACAAAAUGAACAAUUCUAGUUUACUGGUUAUUUUACAGACCCUUGGUAGAUGAAGUUAUUCUGCGUACACAAAACAUUGUAAGUGAUGCAUUUAAAAGCCAAUAAGCCUGUUAUGUAUUAUGAGACGCUUUCACAUGUCAAAGAUGUGUCCGGUUUGUAGCUCUGGGCUAACCAUGUUUGUACAUAUCGUAGCAGUCAUCCACAAGUUUCAUUUUCAACCAAGCAUCACGCACAGCUGUGGUCUCCAUUGUGGUAGCCUAUUUCCUUCUGAAUGUUUCAGAAACACAGGCAUUAAAGGUAUAGUUCACUUUGAAA